Messenger RNA from Colletotrichum spaethianum, 1836 nucleotides. RefSeq names its product coronin-like protein crn1. Gene Ontology annotation, molecular function: actin filament binding. Gene Ontology annotation, biological process: actin filament organization. NCBI's taxonomy places the organism in Eukaryota, Fungi, Ascomycota, Sordariomycetes, Glomerellales, Glomerellaceae. The transcript has 8 exons. Bases 1 to 1836 code for a protein of 611 amino acids. The record is from RefSeq and is a predicted model, not a curated record.
AUGGCGGGCCGCUUUGUGCGAGCGUCGAAAUACCGACACGUCUUUGGCAAGCCCACCCGCAAGGAGUUCUGCUACGACAACCUUCGCAUUAGCCGAAAUGCAUGGGAUACCAACUUGGUAAAGGCCAACCCCGACUACCUCUCGGUCAAUUGGGAAGCUGGCGGCGGCGGCGCCUUUGCUGUCAUCCCUCUCGGCGAGACGGGCAAGGUCCCUGACCAGAUCCCUCUGUUUCGAGGCCAUACCGCCACCGUCCUUGAUACCGACUGGAACCCCUUCAACGACCGCGUCAUCGCUUCCGGUUCCGAGGAUGGAAAGGUCUUUAUUUGGCAGGUUCCCGAGAACUUCACCCUCUACACCGAUGCCGAGGAGCCCGCCGACGUCUCCCCCGUCGGCAAGCUCGCCGGCCACUCGAGGUUCGUCGACGCCGACGCCUCCCCAAAGGUCGGCCAGGUCCAGUUCAACCCCGCUGCCGAGAACAUCCUCGCGUCCGCAUCCGGCGACUUCACGAUCAAGCUCUGGGACAUCAACAGUGGCUCGGCUUCCCAUACCCUGAAGCACAACGACAUCGUGCAGAGUCUCUCGUGGAACGCCAGCGGCUCGAUGCUAGUGACGACGUCCCGCGACAAGAAGAUCCGCGUCUGGGAUGUGCGCGCCGAGAAGCCCGUCCACGAGGCCCCCGGCCACCCGGGCGCCAAGAACAGCAGAGCCGUGUGGAUGGGCGAGCACAACCGCUUCGCCACGGCUGGUUUCUCGCGCAUGAGCGAGCGCCAGCUCGCGCUGUGGGAGCCCGGUCGCAAUGAGCCCAUUGGAGGCUUCUCCAUGCUGGACUCUAUCUCGGGUGUCAUUAUGCCCUUCUGGGACGAGGGAUCCAACUGCUUGUACCUUGCUGGCAAGGGUGACGGCAACAUCCGCUACUACGAGUACGAAAACGACAAGUUCGAGUACCUGAGCGAGUACAAGUCCGCCGAGCCCCAAAGAGGCAUUGCCUUCGUCCCUCGCCGUGGCAUCAACGUGCACGAGAACGAGGUCAUGAGAGCUUACAAGACGGUCAACGACACCUACAUUGAGCCCAUCUCCUUCACCGUCCCCCGUAGAGCCGAGACCUUCCAGUCCGACAUCUUCCCCCCCGCUACUGGUCUCAAGCCUGCCGUCAGCGCCCAGGAGUGGCUGGAGGGCAAGGAGGGCAUCCCCACCAAGAUCGACCUGGAGAGUGUGUACGAGGGUACUGCUCCCAAGGAGGUCGCCUCUGACUACAAGCCCCCUGUGAUCGCCUCUGCCCCGGCGCCAGCCGCCAAGCCCGCGCCGAAGCCCACGCCUGCUCCGGAGCCUACCCCGGUUGCGCGCUCGCCGCCGCCCUCGAUGAAGGACCAGCAGGCCUCCAUCUCCAACAUGGCGUCCAAGUUCAAGGACGACGAGCCUGCUGAGCCGGAAGAGGAUGACGACAACUCCAGUUUCGAGGAGGUGCAGAGACCAGCUCAGCGUGCCCCUGCCCCUGCUGCCGCGCCUGCUCCUGUCCGUGUCGAGCCCGCCAGGAUCCCGUCCCCUAUCAAGGCUAUCUCUCCCGCCCAAGUCAAGUCGCCCCCCGCACAACAGUCCCCCGUCAAGCCGGCAUCGGCCAACUCACCCGCGUCCUCGACGCACAUUGAGUCGUCUCUGGAUCAGAUCAGACAGAUGCUCGAGCAGCAGACCAAGCUCAUCAGCAAGCAGAACGACAAGAUUAGCCACCUGUCGGCUGAAGUCGAGGGGCUGAAGCGCAAGGUGAACGCCGGCGGGUCGCAGGAUCAGAGCGAGAGGAUCAGGCAGUUGGAGCUGGAGCUUGAAGCCGCGCGCUCUUGA